GGCCGUGGGGGCCGCUGGGAGUUGUAGUCCGCGCGGGGCGAGGGCACGAGGCCUGGGUUCCGCUUCCUUCCGGUCGUUAACGCCCACGGGCUCGCGCGGCGCCGCCUCCUGGGCUUCGUUACCGCGGACGCCAGUACCGGGCUCCAGGAGACGCAGGGCGACGCCAGACGCCGGGGCGGCCGACUGGGUCAGCGCGGGCUGCGCCUCCUCGCCAUGGGCCCCCUCUCGGCGCGGCUGCUAAUGCAGCGCGGACGCCCCAAGAGCGACCGGCUGGGGAAGAUCCGGAGUCUGGACCUGUCAGGAUUGGAGCUGCUCUCCGAGCACCUGGACCCCAAGCUCCUGUGCCGCCUGACGCAGCUGCAGGAGCUUGACCUGUCUAACAACCAGCUGGAGACGCUGCCGGACAACCUGGGCCUGUCCCACCUGCGUGUCCUCCGCUGCGCCAACAACCAGCUGGGGGAUGUCACUGCCUUGUGCCAGUUCCCCAAGCUCGAGGAACUCAGCCUGGAGGGCAACCCCUUCCUGACGGUCAAUGACAACCUGAAAGUCUCCUUUCUCCUGCCCACGCUCCGUAAGGUCAAUGGCAAGGAUGCGUCCUCAACUUACUCUCAGGUGGAGAACCUGAAUCGGGAGCUGACCAGCAGGGUCACAGCUCACUGGGAGAAGUUCAUGGCCACACUGGGCCCUGAAGAGGAGGCUGAGAAGGCCCAGGCGGACUUUGUGAAGUCGGCUGUCAGGGAUGUCCGCUACGGGCCUGAGUCCCUCAGCGAGUUCACCCAGUGGCGGGUGCAGAUGAUCUCUGAGGAGCUGGUGGCCUCCAGUAGGACCCAGGUGCAAAAGGCUAACAGCCCAGAGAAGCCCCCAGAAGCUGGAGCUGCCCACAAGCCCAGGGCCAGACUGGCGGCCUUGAAACGGCCAGACGACAUCCCACUCAGUCUCUCUCCCAGCAAGCGGGCAUGUGCCUCCCCAUCGGCCCAGGUGGAGGGCGGCCCUGUGGCAGGCUCCGAUGGCAGCCAGCCUGCUGUGAAGCUGGAGCCCCUGCACUUCUUGCAGUGCCACAGCAAGAACAACAGCCCCCAGGACCUCGAGACCCAGCUGUGGGCCUGUGCCUUCGAGCCGGCCUGGGAGGAGGGGGCCACAUCCCAGACCGUGGCCACAUGCGGCGGAGAGGCUGUAUGCGUAAUUGACUGCCAGACGGGCAUCGUGCUCCACAAGUACAAGGCACCCGGCGAGGAGUUCUUUUCUGUGGCCUGGACCGCCCUGAUGGUGGUUACACAGGCCGGCCACAAGAAGCGUUGGAGUGUGCUGGCGGCCGCAGGCCUGCGGGGCCUGGUCCGGCUGCUGCACGUGCGUGCUGGCUUCUGCUGCGGGGUCAUCCGGGCCCACAAGAAGGCCAUCGCCACCCUGUGCUUCAGCCCCGCCCACGAGACCCACCUCUUCACGGCCUCCUAUGACAAGCGGAUCAUCCUGUGGGACAUCGGUGUGCCCAACCAGGACUACGAAUUCCAGGCCAGCCAGCUGCUCACACUGGACACCACCUCCAUCCCCCUGCGCCUCUGCCCUGUCGCCUCCUGCCCGGAUGCCUGCCUGCUGGCCGGCUGUGAGGGCGGCUGCUGCUGCUGGGACGUGCGGCUGGACCAGCCCCAAAAGAGGAGGGUGUGUGAAGUGGAAUUCGUCUUCUCUGAGGGCUCGGAGGCAUCUGGACGGAGAGUGGAUGGGCUGGCAUUUGUGAAUGAGGACGUCGUGGCCUCCAAGGGGAGCGGCCUGGGCACUAUCUGCCUGUGGAGCUGGAGGCAGACGUGGGGGGGCCGGGGCAGCCAGUCCACGGUGGCAGUGGUAGUCCUGGCGCGGCUGCAGUGGUCGCCCACCGAGUUGGCCUACUUCUCGCUCAGCGCCUGCCCUGCAGAUAAGGGGAUUGUGCUCUGUGGGGAUGAGGAGGGCAACGUGUGGCUCUAUGAUGUCAGCAACAUCCUGAAGCAGCCACCCCUACUGCCGGCAGCCCCGCAGGCCCCCACGCAGAUUCUGAAGUGGCCCCAGCCCUGGGCCCUUGGCCAGGCGGUGACCAAGACCAUGGUGAACACGGUGGUGGCCAAUGCCUCCUUCACCUACCUCACUGCCCUGACGGACUCCAACAUCGUAGCCAUCUGGGGGAGGAUGUAGCCUCACGCCAUCGCAAAGGACCAGGGACGCAGCUAACUAACUAAAACUAACUUAUUCAGCUUUGGGCCGAUGGGGGUGGGGGGUUUAUCAUCAAUCAAUCAGUGAAUAUUUUUAUUAAACUCUCUACUGUGGACAA
Symphalangus syndactylus (siamang) is the source of this 2296-nucleotide messenger RNA. RefSeq names its product leucine rich repeats and WD repeat domain containing 1 (gene LRWD1). The record is from RefSeq and is a predicted model, not a curated record. Gene Ontology annotation, biological process: establishment of protein localization to chromatin; chromatin organization. Gene Ontology annotation, molecular function: protein binding; chromatin binding. Gene Ontology annotation, cellular component: nuclear origin of replication recognition complex. Lineage: Eukaryota; Metazoa; Chordata; Mammalia; Primates; Hylobatidae.